UGCUGAAUACACUAGUCACAGACAAAUAGGAUGGGGAUUUAGGUUUGUUGGGUCAUCAAACACCAUUCAUUCACCCAACUUCUACAACAUAUAUAAAUAAAUGAAUCAGUUAGAUUGGUAAGUGUUCAGGUUAAGAGCUGCAGAUAUGUUUGAAAGUCAUAAUUCCUGCUCUCAGAGCACUGACCGAAUGGAUCAUCUUUUGAGGGAGGGAGGGGGUUGUUCAUUUCGCACAGGAACGUUUAUUCUGACCUUGACUUUUCCUCGGAGCGUUGCGGCCGCGGUUCGCGGCUUUCCGGGGAGUGCUGAGUGCGUUGCUCCCUUCCGGCGGGAGCGGAGUGAGAGACCGGGGCCACCCCGGGGACGGUGACACCAGGACCGAGCGAGGAGCAGCUUGAGUCCCAGGCAUCAGGGCCCAGCAUGAAGCUGCUGAAACCCGCUUGGGUCCAUCACAAUGGUAAGCCAAUAUUUUCUGUGGACAUUCAUCCUGAUGGAACCAAGUUUGCAACAGGUGGACAAGGAGAGGAUUCAGGGAAGGUUGUGAUAUGGAACAUGCCACCAGUUGUUCGAGAGGAAGAUGAAAAGAAUGAGGCUAUUCCCAAAAUGCUCUGCCAAAUGGAUAACCACUUGGCCUGUGUCAAUUGUGUGCGCUGGUCUAAUAAUGGAUUGUAUCUGGCAUCGGGUGGAGAUGACAAAUUGAUCAUGCUGUGGAAGAGAGCUGCGUAUAUUGGGCCAAGCAAUGUCUUUGGUUCCAGCAGCAAACUAGCUAACGUGGAACAGUGGAGAUGUGUAUCUAUCCUCCGAAGUCAUACAGGAGAUGUGAUGGACCUUGCUUGGUCGCCGCAUGAUGCUUGGCUCUCCUCCUGCAGUAUAGACAACACUGUUGUUAUUUGGAAUGCUCUGAAGUUCCCAGAAAUCAUUGCAACGUUACGGGGUCACUCUGGCCUGGUGAAGGGCCUCACCUGGGAUCCUGUUGGGAAAUAUAUUGCAUCCCAAGCAGAUGACCGGAGUUUAAAAGUAUGGAGGACCAUGGACUGGCAGUUGGAGACGAACAUCACGAAACCGUUCGAUGAAUGUGCAGGCACAACACACGUCCUGCGCUUAAGUUGGUCCCCAGAUGGCCAUUACCUCGUAUCUGCCCAUGCAAUGAACAACUCUGGCCCCACUGCACAGAUUAUUGAGCGAGAUGGCUGGAAAACAAACAUGGACUUUGUUGGCCACCGGAAGGCAGUGACUGUAGUGAAAUUUAAUCCCAAAAUUUUCAAGAAAAAGCCACGCAAUGGGAGCUCCAAUAAGCCAAGUUGUCCUUAUUGUUGUUGUGCAGUUGGGAGCAAGGACCGGUCUCUCUCUGUUUGGCUGACCUGCUUGAAGCGCCCACUAGUGGUAAUUCAUGAAUUAUUCGAUAAGUCAAUCAUGGAUAUCUCCUGGACUUUGACAGGGUUGGGAUUGCUAGUGUGCUCCAUGGAUGGGACGGUGGCGUUCCUGGAUUUCUCACAGGAAGAGUUGGGCGAUCCACUAACUGAGGAGGAGAAGAACAUGAUUCAUCAGAAGACCUACGGCAAAAGCCUAGCAAUUACAACUGAGCAGCAACUAUCCACCACCAUUAUUGAAAAUCCAGAGAUGCUGAAGUACCAACAGCAACAGAAAGAAUUGCAGGAGCAGAAGAAUGCUGUAGGUUCCAGGGAGCUGAUGCCCCCCAAAGUGGCAAAUAUGCUGAACGGAGAGAGCCUUGAGGAUAUUCGAAAGAAUUUAUUAAAGAAGCAGAUCGAAACUAGGACAGCUGACGGUCGGAGAAGAAUCACGCCGUUUUGCAUUGCUCAGUUAGACACUGGGGAUUUUUCGACUGCUUUUUUUAACAGUGUGCCCAUCACGGGGGCACUUCCAAGUUCGGUGCUGUCUUCACAUAUCAACCAGCCACAGCCCUCUUCAGACUCUAAUGCUGCCAAGUCUGUCUCCAGCAAACUAACUCAGGACCCUGCACCAGCCACUGCAAAAUCAGCUGAGGACAUCCCCAAUAAAGACGGGCCUGCAAUUACGAGUACGUCCACUGCCAUACCUACAAGCACACAACUACUGACCUCACCUUCACGGAUUGAACCAAUGAAAGCUCUAGAUUCAAGGUUCACUGAAAGAUCCAAAGCAACUCCGGGAACAGCUCCCAUCUCUUCUGCCGCUAGACAGAGUGACUUGGAAAGGAAUAAAGAGCAAGUACUCUCCAAAGACUUGAAGCUUAGAGAGGUUCAGGAGAGCAGCAGUGACAGUGAAGAGAAGAUUCCAGCUUCCAAAAUCUCAUCGCUGUCUAAACGUAAGAACGACACUGAGGGAGAAGUUGUGGAAAAGAAAAAGAAAGGCCGACCAAGGAAAGAAACAAAGCACACGCCAGUAACCACAGCAUCUCAGGCUAUCCCGUCAAUAGAAAAGGAGGUGUCUCGUGUCUCAGCUCCCCUCGUUGUAUUUAAACUCCCAACACCGGCACCAAAGAAAGCCUUUAACAUACAGGUAAGCACUGAACCAGCUAUGUACAUAGAGGUGGAAAAUGAAGUUCCAACAGUAACGGGGUGGAAAUUAAGCCGGUUAAAGUGCAUGAGAGAAGGGAAGCAGUGGGACACACUACUAACCAGUCGAAUCCUCACUGCUGCAGGAAGCUGUGACCUUGUCAGUGUGGCUUGUGAGGAGCGGACAGUCUCUGUGUUUUCAGCAAGUGGGCGACGGCUGCUCCCUGCUAUCCUUCUACAGUCGCCCAUUUCUACACUGCAUUGUGCAAGCCACUUUGUGAUGGCUCUGUUGGCUACUGCUACACUUUCUGUCUGGGAUGCAAAGAAGCAGAGUGUAUUGGUGAAAGAUGAGUCUCUAAUCACUAUAUUAUCAGGUAACGAUACCACUAUAACACAAUCGCUGCUUACUCACCAUGGUGUCCCAGUGGUCACCCUAUCCAAUGGCAAGUCAUACUGCUUUAACACUUCCCUAUGCACAUGGAAUUUGAUCUCGGACAAACAGGACUCACUGGUUCAGUGUGCAGAUUACCGCAGCUGUUUAACUUCUCAGGAGGCCAUGUUGUGCUCAGGUCCAUUGGCCACAGUACAAGGCUGCGGGAUAAAUGCUGGACGCCAGGCUGCCAGACUCUCCUCGAUGCCUCAUGUCUUACAGCGAGGGACGACGCUGGCUUAUCUGGAAAAUCAGGUGGCAGCUGCAAUGACACUAAAAUCUAGCCAGGAAUACCGUCACUGGCUUCUCAUCUACACCCGCUAUUUAGUAAAUGAAGGAUAUGAGCCUCGCUUAAGGGAGCUGUGCAAAGAUUUGCUGGGCCCUGUUCACAGCUCUUCCAGUAGCCAGUGGGAGUCAACUGUCUUGGGACUGCGGAAAAGAGAGCUGCUAAAGGAGAUGCUUCCUGUGAUUGGACAGAACCUCCGAUUCCAGAGACUCUUCACAGAGUAUCAGGACCAGCUGGACCUUCUGAAAGACAAGUAGCGCUACCCUGUAGUUGUUUUUGUUUGAGGAUCUGACUGUGCUAGUUCUCGGGGAGACUUGCUGUGGUCAGCUGGUGACCCGUUUGGGAGAGAUGGACUUGAGGAUUUGGGGUUCGGCCUGGGAGAGGCGUCUGCGUUUAGUUCCACCAAGUUGGCUUACUCCAGGUUGUGACAUUCUCAUGGAAACGGCGUUGCUGGUCUGAAUGCAUCACUUCACAACUAGCGGCUGUGCAGUCCACGCACACACACAGUUGACUUGCAGUGGUACUGCAGGACGUGGGUGACCAGGGGGCUAGUGCUCCACCCAGUGUUUGGUUGGAGUUGACCAAGAUUGAUGACUCUGCCCAACUUGUAAUGUACACUGGCCCCCUUACUUACCAGAUAGUGACUUCGCACCCUGUGCCCACAAUAAGCUACCAAGUCCAAUGCUGUAUGACACUCAGCCGUUUACUGGUUGUUCCUUUCCACGGAAAAGAAAGGGCAACACCGAUGUGAAAGCCAUCAGGCUUCGAGUCUUCUCAGUUAGAGGAUGAGCCGCUGAGUUCAGACUUUUAACAGUGUAGUUUUCAUUUUGCCUGAUGUACUAAGUUACACAUCUGUUUACUGUCUGUCAUUGUUAAAAGUAUGAAUGCGAGAAAGAGAAAUUCUAAUGAGUGACCAUGAACAUGGCAAAGUUGUACAGAAACCUAAUCCGCCCUUUGGUACCUUUUAACUUUAUACAGGCAAAUUUUUUGUUCAUUUUUAUAAAAUAAAGAUAGAAUAUUGUA
Molecule: messenger RNA, 4231 nt
Organism: Hemiscyllium ocellatum (epaulette shark)
Lineage: Eukaryota; Metazoa; Chordata; Chondrichthyes; Orectolobiformes; Hemiscylliidae
Product: protein HIRA
Exons: 25
Coding region: 418-3465 (1015 amino acids)
Biological process (GO): regulation of DNA-templated transcription; DNA-templated transcription; chromatin remodeling
Cellular component (GO): HIR complex; nucleus
Molecular function (GO): protein binding; nucleosome binding
Source: RefSeq, a predicted model, not a curated record